AUGAUCUAUCAGUAUACUACAUACAUUACGUACCUUACAUGUUCCUUAAGCCAGAAUAAUUAUAGUUUCAACCCACCACUAAUGUUAAAUUAUAUUAUGAAUAAUGUUAACGAUUGGUACAUUAAUGCGGAAAGAGAUGAAGAAUACGGAGAUAGAACACACCUACUCCAACAGUCCAGAGCACUUGACGAAUCACUAUCUAAUUUAGCACAAUCUAGAAGCGUUUUAAACGAUACAAACGAGCUCGGUGCGAAUGUUAUGUCUAAGCUACUCAACCAAAGAGAUAGUAUCGUGAGAACAAAACAACUGAUAAGCGAAACCCAAAAUAUACAACAUGAAACCAGAGAUAUCAUCACAUCUAUCGGAAGAUCGGAAUUCUACACCAGAGUUCUCAUGUACCUCACCGUAGUAAUGCUGGUUUUGGCAAUAAUUUUUAUUAUAAUUUAUAAAGUUUUGAAGAAAUAA
Messenger RNA from Theileria annulata, 465 nucleotides. RefSeq names its product (SNARE-interacting) vesicle transport protein, putative. Gene Ontology annotation, molecular function: SNARE binding; SNAP receptor activity. The record is from RefSeq and is a predicted model, not a curated record. Gene Ontology annotation, cellular component: endoplasmic reticulum membrane; SNARE complex; ER to Golgi transport vesicle membrane. The transcript is spliced from 4 exons. Bases 1 to 465 code for a protein of 154 amino acids. NCBI's taxonomy places the organism in Eukaryota, Apicomplexa, Aconoidasida, Piroplasmida, Theileriidae. Gene Ontology annotation, biological process: vesicle fusion.